UGCUUCCGGAUCGCAAAAGCCCAAACGCUGAUUGCUCUGUGUGGGACGGUGCCCGGGUAUUGGUUCACCGUCGCGCUAAUUGACAUCAUUGGCAGAUUCACCAUUCAGUUAGUUGGGUUCAUCAUGAUGACUAUUUUCAUGUUUGCCCUCGCCUUUCCCUACCACCAUUGGACUAUGAAGGAGAAUCGAAUUGGGUUCCUCGUCAUGUACUCAUUGACGUUUUUCUUCGCCAAUUUUGGGCCCAAUUCCACCACUUUCAUUGUUCCCGCCGAGAUCUUCCCGGCCAGGCUCAGGUCUACUUGCCACGGGAUUUCCGCCGCCGCCGGGAAGGCCGGAGCCAUCGUCGGGGCAUUCGGGUUUUUGUACGCCGCGCAAAAUUCCGACCCGUCCAAGACGGACCCGGGUUACCCACCGGGUUUCGGCGUCAAGAACUCGCUUAUUACGCUCGGUUGCAUCAAUUUCCUCGGUGCUUUGCUCACGUUGUUGGUGCCGGAGCCCAAAGGAAAAUCGCUGGAGGAGUUGACCGGCGAGAAUGAGAUUGAGGAAGACGGCGCCGCCGUGGAACAUCAGACCAAUAGGACAGUGCCGGUGUGAUUAGAUUAAGGGUAUGAAAAGUGAAACGAUUCGUUUCGUCACAUUUUGUGGAAAUUAUUAAUAUGUAAUUUUGGAUUUUGCAUGCGUCUCGUCCUCUGAAUUGUGAUAUGAUUUUGGUUUCUUCUGUAUUUCGUUUGUUUCUGUUGUACUUUGUCUUGUACUUAACCUUUUUAUUUUUACGUAAUUUUUCUUUACAAAAUAUGACUUUUUUGUGUUGCCCUUUUUGGCCUUCUUAGUCCAAUAAAUAUGGGAUGUGGGUAUUCCAGUCUCCAAUCAGAUA
Molecule: messenger RNA, 874 nt
Organism: Momordica charantia (bitter melon)
Lineage: Eukaryota; Viridiplantae; Streptophyta; Magnoliopsida; Cucurbitales; Cucurbitaceae
Product: putative inorganic phosphate transporter 1-3
Biological process (GO): transmembrane transport; phosphate ion transport
Cellular component (GO): membrane
Molecular function (GO): phosphate transmembrane transporter activity
Source: RefSeq, a predicted model, not a curated record